AUGAGUAUUGUUGAAGUUAAUGGUGCUGGAAAUCCACAUCCAGAUGAAUUGAUCCAGAGUAGCUCAAAUGAACAAAUCUCUUGCUCAUACAACAGAACAAGAUCUGUUCAAUAUCCUCAUGAAUAUGAAUCAGCAAGUCAUAUACCUAAACGUAACUGGAAGAAAACACCUGAUUUUAAUAUUGGUAUUGAUCAACAUCCGUCUAAGUUAAGUGAUAAUAGACAAGAAACUGCAAAAGUUUCAACAGCAGUAACAACAACAUCUUCUUAUUCUAAUAUUAGUCAUCAAUUUAAAAAAAGUUCCAAUGAUUCAUCAAAUCGAUUACGUCGUGAAUCACCAUGA
Rotaria sp. Silwood1 is the source of this 342-nucleotide messenger RNA. The record is from the annotation of a GenBank genome assembly. Lineage: Eukaryota; Metazoa; Rotifera; Eurotatoria; Philodinida; Philodinidae.